AUGUUUUCUCAAACUCGAAUUCCUUCAAUUGAUUUACAGAUAACACGUUUUCGCUUAAUUAAAUACCUUCAUAAUUCAAUACGAUAUCAAACAACUCAAUAUUUUACUUUUCGAAAGUAUGAAACGAGAAAAGAUAAAUUUAUUCGAAGUACAUCAGGAACUUUUGCUUCAUCAUAUUCGGCUGGAACAACGACUCAACAAAUUUCGAAUUCAUCCAUAAUUCCAUAUCAAUUACAUAUGCAAUCAUCAGCGUUUCAAACGGUUCAAGUACAAAUAUACCUUGAUCGUAUGAAGUAUUACCUCGAUAUAAAUAAUCUCGAAGCAAUCACCAAAGAUUUCAUUGAUUUAAAACAAAAGAACAUUUCACCAACGCUAGAAAUUUAUCAUGUCCUUCUCCAAAUGUGUUAUAAAGCAUCGGAUUUAAAUAGUGCUUUAGAAAUAUUCGCACAAAUAUAUAAUGAUAUGACAAAAUCUUCUGUUACACCUACAACAGAGACUUUUAAGUACCUUUUAGACGUUGUUGAAGCAUCAUCGGAUCAUGACCUCUCAUUAUAUACGGUCAAUUCUAUUGUAAAUUAUCAAAUUCCAUGCAUUAAAUCAAAUGCAAAGGUUAUUGGUAAAUUGCGAAAAAGGUUGGAUGUAAAAUUUGAUUUGAAUACGUGGAAUUCUAUUUUUCGUUCGUUAACGACUUCACAUAAAUUAUAUUCAACAAACGAUCUAUACUAUUUUGAGAAAGUAAAAGGAUUAGCUGAAAAUUUUUUAGAUUCUAAUCCAGAUCAUCAUAAUUUCACAGAGGAAACUUGGCGGCUAGUUAUCCGAACUUUAGGGGCGUAUCCCGGAGAUUGUAAAACAUUCAAUAAAAUAUUACAAAAGUUUAAAUCACAAAUUGUAAUGACCCCGUCAAUUUCUUCUGAACUUAUUUGGGCAUUAUCAAGAAAAUCUUCAAUAGAUCUUGCAAUUGAAAAUCUAGAUGAAUUAAUCUCUCAAUUCAAUUACAUACCUUCUAGAGAACCUCUUUAUGUCUUGUUAUCUUAUUACGCCGAUUUAGGAAAAUAUCAAAAAAUAAAAUAUUUAAUAGACAAGUAUUCUAAAUAUAUUACUAUCCAUGAACAAGUUCAACCAUCAACAUUUUCGCAACAAAACUGGCAAUUCAAUUUUUCUACAGUUUUAAUGAAGGCGUAUGUUCAAGCUUUACGUGAGGAAGUUUCUUUUCGUAAUAAAAAUCUUGAGGAACACAAUUAUUUGAUGGUAGAAUUCAUGGAAUCAAAGGAAACGAAUGACAGAAAUGAUGGACUGGAUUAUUUAACGAGUGAUAAUUUUAAAAAGAGUUCGUUUUAUAAUUCUUGGAUAAAAUUAUUAAAUGAAGUAAAAUUAUCAAAUUCAAAAUAUCAUAAAGAUCAUUUUGAAUUAAUGAUUAGAUUUCAUAUACUAUCAAAUCAAAUCAAUCAUCAAGAAUUCCCUUUAAAUGAAGCAUUAAAUUUGAUUAAUGAGAUGAGAGGUGAUGGAGUUGAACCAACUUUCGAGACAUUUAAAAUUUUAUUGGAAGGUCAUGCUGAUUCACCGGAAUUUAAUUCAAAUGAACCAAAUUUAAUACGAGUGAAAAAUUCAUUAAAAAUAUAUUCUAUAAUGGAAUCUUCUGGAUAUGAUAUGAAUAACAUAGAGAUAUAUCAACCUUUAUUAGAUUCAUGUAUAACACAAAAUGAACGAUUGAUAAACAAAAAUUUUAAACUUUUAAGGUUAAAAAUUAAAGGAAAAAUCAAUCAUAUAAAAGACUUGAUGAAAAUUCAUAAGGUAAAACAUAAUCAAAAAUCAAUGUUAACCCUUCUAGAAUUAUAUGGUUCCAUUCACUCUUUUAGUGAAAUGAGACGUGUUUGGUUUGAAAUAUUUUUAUCAGGAUAUCAUCGUAAUUUAAAUUUUUACAAAAUAUUUAUAAAAGCUUCUUCACAAAACGUUCGUGAAUCAAUUUAUUGUUUAGACGUUUUAAGACAUCAAAUGUCAAAAGAGAACCCUCUUGUAUAUCCUGAUUUAGAAACUUUUGAUUUAUUAUUAAAAUGUUGUAUUAAAUCUAAUGAUUUAAUUACAAUGGAACAAAUUAUUAAUGAGAUGAAACAAUAUUUUCCUUCUCCUUCAAAAGAAGAAAAUUGGUUAAUACCAAUAUUAUAUACUUAUUUAAACACCCCAGAAUUAGUUUAUAAAGGAAAGAAUGUUGUUAAACACUUUUUUAAAUGUAAAGAAUUAAUUAAUUUCGAUUUUUGGAAAAUCGUAUUACAAUAUUUUACUGAAAAUGAAAAAGAAUCAAAUACUACUCAAAAAUUUUUUGAUUUAUAUGUAGAUUGGAGCAACGAACAUCUUCAUAAUUUUAAAAGUAAUUCCACUCAAAUUGAUGAUGAUUUCCAAACACAACAAUCAUCUUCAAAAGGGCCUAUUUUAAAAUUUCCAAAUUCCCCCCUUUUAAACCUAGAUUUAGAAAUAAUUUAUUUGUACCUAAAAUAUCACAUACGUACAUCAUCUUUUCUUCAAACAAAAAACAUUUUUGAUAAAUUAUUUUCUUACUAUCCUAACAAUGCACUUUUAAUUUUUAAUAAUAUUGAUUUAUUAAAAGAAUUUGCUUUUCUUUCUCUAAAACACCAACAAUUUGAAAUCCUAGAUUGGUUUGAUAAAUUUGUAUUAAGUAGAAUUAAAGUGAAUUUGAAGGAUAUGGAUGAUUAUAGAAUAUUACGUAAUUGGGUGAUCAAUAAUUUAAAACAAUGUGAUGGAAAAAACAAUAAAGAAAUCUCAAUAGAAGUUAAAGUACCUGAAUUUGUGGAUAUGAAAUGGUUAGAAAGAUAUGAAGAUUUGGAUGUCAAUUAG
Funneliformis mosseae is the source of this 2850-nucleotide messenger RNA. The record is from the annotation of a GenBank genome assembly. Lineage: Eukaryota; Fungi; Glomeromycota; Glomeromycetes; Glomerales; Glomeraceae.